AGGGAGGGAGGGUGGAGGAGGAGUUGGAGAGGAAGAAGGUGAACUUUUAUACCUGCAGCCAUCCUUCAGUUGUUGAAGCAGACUGAGGUGAGGAGGAUAAGCUCCGCCCCUCACCAUGACAGACUUAGAGACUGAGUGUUUGAGCCUCGGCCUGCCCCCCGAGUGCGGCUCCCCUCCCCCGCCCCUGGACGCCUCCCUGCAGGUGGACUGCGGCCCGGGGCCGACCUCCACCACCACGACUCCGACUCUUGCCCUCCUCUCCUCUGACUGCCCCACGCCCACGCUCAGCUCGCUGGCGGCGGAGAUCGCCGAGCCGCUGGUGAUGCUGCCCUGUGUGAAGAGCGAGCCAGAGGACGGAGACCUGGAGCCCAUCCGGACCGUGGACCUGUCAGAGAUCCAGCCGCUGUCCACUGCCGAGCUGGGCCAGGACCAGAUCAAGAUGGAGAUCAGCGGCCUCGACUACAUCAAGUCUGAGCAUCAUGGUCACCACGGCAGCCACCACCUGGGCCACUUCCACCACAGCGACGUCACAGAGCUUGAUUUCAAGUCACACUAUGAGCCCAGCUCUGUGUUUGACUACAUCUCCCAGGUGACGGACACUCUGGAGUACAUAAAGUCGGACCACCACGUGGACCUGCAGUGUUACUACACCACAGAGUCCAGCACCAUGUCCUCCCACCUGCAGCACAACGGCCUGGAGUCCAUCCACAUGGCCGAGCUCCGCACCGAGCUCAACAAGCUGCGGCCCGACACCCUGCUGAUGGACGGCAUGGGAAAACUGGACCCUGAGUUCGGAGGGGGGGCGCUGUAUGAGCUGCAGCCGGCUGCGGAGGGGAAGGCGGCGGCAGAGGUGACACCUGCUGCGACCGGGCAGGCAGGAGGCGAAAGUCUGGUCAUCACGACCAAAACCCAGAGCCCGACGGUGAGGAAGCCUCGCAACAUGCAGGGGGAGAAGCCUUUCUCGUGCACGCAGUGCGGGAAGAACUUCAGCACGCUGGGAAACCUGAAAACCCACCAGCGCAUCCACACCGGGGAGCGACCCUACACCUGCUCACAGUGCGGCAAGAGCUUCGGUCAGGCGGGAAACCUCAAACGACACCAGCUGAUCCACACGGGCCAGAAGCCGUAUGUGUGCGCCCACUGUCCCAAAGGCUUCACGAAGGCCGACGACCUGCGAUCGCACCAGCGGCUGCACACGGGCGAGCGUCCCUUCAUCUGCGUCACCUGCGGCAAGAGUUUUGGCCAGUCGAAGGAGCUGAAGGCCCAUCAGCUGAGCCACACGGGCGAGAGGCCGUUCUGCUGCCAGCACUGCGGCAAGAGCUUCAGCAAGGAGACGAGCUACCGCAACCACGUGCAGAUCCACACGGGCGAGAAACCCUUCACCUGCUCACAGUGCGGCAAGACUUUCAGCAACUCGGGCGUGUUAAAAACCCACGAGAAGAUCCAUUCGGGCGAGCGGCCGUUCGGCUGCACGCAGUGCGGCAAGAGCUUCGGCCGCCUCGGCCAUCUGAAGGCUCACCAGCAGAUCCACACGGGCGAGCGGCCGUACGCCUGCCCUCAUUGUGGGAAGACUUUCAGCCAGUCGGGCCACCUCAAAGCACACGAGCAGAUCCACAAACGAGAGCGAGUGGACACGGCGAGCAGCAGCAGCAGCACGAUGGGCAGCGACAGUAGCUAAAACAGACUCCUGACCCUUUAACCUCUCCAAAACAAAGUAUUAUUCCUCUUUUUAUAAAUACUAUAUCUAAGUUUUCCUUAAGAAUUUUUCAUACGUUUUCAUACCUUUUGUGCUCUUUUGCAUUAUAUAUGCGGGCAGGGUGGACUGACUGAUUUGCUCUUAUGCAAGUGUCUGUGUGUGUGAGCGUGUGUGUGUGUUCUGUUCUGUGUGUCUGCGGGUGGGGCCUGUAGAUAAUCCGGUCUGUCUGAACUGUAGUGAGUGUAGAGUCUCUUGAGGACCAAGUCCCAGUACUUGAUUUGGAGUACUUACUGAAACAUAAGCACAAAUACUUCAGUAACCAAGUGUGAGUACUUGAUUUGUUUUCUUACUAAAACAGACCAGCAGCUCCUGAUGAACCAGGACCCCGUUUACUGAGAACAACCAAUCACAUCGGGUGUUUUCUUUGUACAGGUGUUUCCCAAAGUGGUACUUCACAGUGAGUACACGUACAUGUGUGUGAUGAUGGAGAGAGUGGUGAAUACACUUCACAGUACAGUGUCUGUAAACUGUAUUCAGAGCACACAAAUCCCAGCCUCGAAUGUUUCGGAAAUUGUUGAGAAUGCAAGCAAAGUGUUCUGGAUGAGCUCCAGAGGCCCUUUAAUGCACAACAUCCAGUAUAUCCGGUUUGCACCCCACCUUGUGGUUUUGUUUCUGCUGUCGGCCCUCCUGCAGUCCAAAAUGAUCAAAAAGCAAAAUAUCAAUAAUAAUCAAUAUCAGGACGAUAAGAACUAAUUAAAGUGACAGAAAUUUAUGUGAAGUGUACUUUGAGUGGGAACUGCAGGGAUACUGUAGAGUAGAACGCAUUAGAGUUCAUCUGGAAAACAAAAAUGAUGUUCAACAAACUGUUUGGCUCAUGUGUCAUGUGCUAAAAUGGAGGGGGAGGGACUUAUAAGCUGUACUGCAGCCAGCCACCAGGUGGCGUCCAGGUUAUUGCUUAUUCAGUUCUGUAAGAGAACUCUAUAGGAGAACUUCUGGUUACGUAGGGGGCGCUCGUGAGGUAGUCCAGAAUGAAUGGGGUUUAUGGAGCUGUAGCCCCAAAAUGCACCUUUUAAGGGUAAAAAACUUUUCAUUUUAUCCAGUUUUCGUUAUGUUUUCUGUAUAAGCAGUACAAACGGUAUAGUUCCAUUGAGAUGAUAGAUGAGAUUUUUGCCGAUUUUUCUUGUAACGUCUGCUGUAGCUCUCUUGAGGAAAAUGCAUGAGGACUAUAAAACACAAAACCAAUGAAGUUAGCCCACCGUAACGUUAACGCUGCUAGUCAUAAAUCUUUAACGACCAGUCAGCAUAUGUUAGCCGAAUGCUAGAGCUAUACAGGCAAAACUGUUUGCCCUGUAAGAAAAAUGAACGGGUUUAGUAUUUUGAUAUAUCAUCAAUGCUAUAUUUGCAAAAACUAAAAUAAAAUCUGGGCAUUUUGGUCUAGAAGUGGGUGUCAAUAAGUAUUUCAGCCACUUCUCUCCUUUUACUGCGGUUCAUUGAGGACGACCUCGCGAGUGCCCCCCAGGUGAGCUGCAGCCACUUGUAGCACUAACAGGGAGUGGACAGGCGGACCAGACGGGCUGUGCAGGAGCUCUCAUGUCGUCCAUCUUUAUGUACGGUCCAGUUGAAUGCUCACUCUCCAUUUGGCCAAACUGACUUUUGCACGCCGCUCAUUUUCCUUCAGAGAUGACGUAACAGAGUGGCAUCAGCGUGCAUGAGUCUGAAAAGUCGUCAAAACCUUGAAUGAAAUGAAGGUUUUUGUUGCUGCUGCAGGUUCAGAACUUGGGAAACACCUUCAUUAUUUAUUUUAGGAAUUCGUAAGUCGGAUUCAGAAUCACCUUUGCCUUUAGACUCUGUGGUAGGCAGGGUCCUGGUUCAGAGCCCUCAGUGCGUCUUCACUGCAGUUUUUGCCAACCGUGUGAGUACUUCUCUAUGAGUACUUGCUCCCAGUUUACUAGUAUUUCACUUGAGGUGUGGUUACUUGCAGGCGUUUUUUACGUUUUUUAUUGAGCAGUAUUGAUUGAUGAACACACCCCGCGGUGAUCUUUGUGUUGCUGACGACAUUCCUUCAAAUCAUUCCAGUAUCGCCGCAUCAGAAACUGAAAAGUUUUUAGAGUCGUUGGGCUCCAGCAGGACCAAACAAACCCGUCCGGAUCGCUCACUGUGUACAAAUCUUCUAUUGAUUAUGGAAUUCUUAAAAAAAUAAUAAAAAAAAAACAGCAGCAAAAAAGACAAAAGUGAUGCAGCAUCUUGUACUGGAAAAUAAUUAUUAAAGAAACUAAUGACA
Molecule: messenger RNA, 3977 nt
Organism: Scatophagus argus
Lineage: Eukaryota; Metazoa; Chordata; Actinopteri; Scatophagidae
Exons: 2
Coding region: 116-1678 (520 amino acids)
Biological process (GO): regulation of transcription by RNA polymerase II
Molecular function (GO): DNA-binding transcription factor activity; RNA polymerase II cis-regulatory region sequence-specific DNA binding
Source: RefSeq, a predicted model, not a curated record